AAAUUCAUGUACAAACAAGAGAAAACUGAAAGCCAUCCAGCAUGGCGGAUUUAUUUUUGACAAGUGCAGCUUACUGCAAGAUUUUGCUUCAUGCAGCCAAAUAUCCACACUGUGCUGUCAAUGGUGUACUUUUAGCUGAAGAACCAAAAAACAAAGAUCACAAACAUAUACGAUUUGUUGACUGUAUUCCACUGUUUCAUUUGUCUUUGAGUAUAGCACCGAUGCUGGAGGCUGCUUUGUUGCAGAUUGAAGCAUACAGUAAGAGUAUAGGUUGUGUGAUAGCCGGAUAUUACCAAGCCAAUGAAAAUCUUGACGAUAAUGUAUUAAACAAUGCAGCAAAAAUAAUAGGAAAAAGAAUCUAUGAUAAUAACCCUGAUACUUGUAUUUUUAUAGUUGAUAACAAUAAAGUAUCGCCACUAGCAGUGUCAGAGGCUUACAAUAUAUACACAUUUAAAGAAUCAAAUUGGGCCAAAACUGAUAAAAGACCAACAACAGACGAAGAAACACUAGAGUUAAGCAGAAUGUUAUUAUCUACGCCAGAUUCCUACAGACAGUUAGUUGACUUUGAUAAUCAUUUUGAUGAUCUAUCUAAAGACUGGAGAAAUUUACAAAUAGCAGAAUAUAUAGACAGAUCGACAUGAUACCUAUAGAUUAGAUAGUAUAUGUUGUAACUUCAUUUGUGAAACCGACAUGUUUGUUAUUUGUGCCUCAUCACUUAUUAUUCUGUGUUCGUUUUGAAAGUCUUCAUAAAUUUACUUUAGAUAAGACAUGAUAAGACAUAUUAGAUAAAAUUGCUAACUUACAGGAAUAUUUGAUUCUGAUUUCCUAAAG
Mytilus trossulus (common blue mussel) is the source of this 831-nucleotide messenger RNA. Its product is annotated as ER membrane protein complex subunit 8-like. Lineage: Eukaryota; Metazoa; Mollusca; Bivalvia; Mytilida; Mytilidae. Gene Ontology annotation, cellular component: EMC complex. The coding region runs from base 42 to 641 and encodes 199 amino acids. The record is from RefSeq and is a predicted model, not a curated record. The transcript is spliced from 5 exons.